AUAUAACAGACUAAAAACACAGAUGACUUUCACUGUUACCCACACACUACACUGGACAUUAAGAUAAAGGGACUGAUAAUUACUCCACAACUAUUGGCCGCCGGUGGUUACACACCCGCCCUCACAGAACACCUAUUACGGAGCAUUACCUUGUAGUUAUACACACUAUGAUCGUGUGACUGGGGUGAACAUGCAAAAAGCCAAAAGAUUUCUUCUCCAAUUAUGUACUAAAUCUGUCUUUAAAUGGUUAUUUCUCCACUUGAGGUGUUUGCAGUGAAACUUUAGCACGACCUCAGUGGCAGUGUAUAGGGCAAUACACAGUAAUCAACGAAAAGACCAUCAGGCCAUCGACAUUUAAAACCCACAUGUCAAAGGGUUUUAGUUACGAUAAGAGGAAAUGGAAGAAUGACUCGUUUGUCUUACUCAUAAACCUGUAACGUCAGUUUUCCGUAAACAGUCUGUAUGUAAGACAUUCUUUGUCCAGGUGUAAUGCAGGUCAACAAACCAACAUGUACUCUGUACUCUUAUUCUGACAAAUUCAUUGUACUUAACUCAUACUGACAAAGGAUCUACAACAUAAAAUCACAGACAUUGGGACUUCACAUGAUAACUCAGAAUGAGGAAUUUCAACAACACAAGAUUAUCCAAUCGUGCUGAUGUUUACACUCAGUGGAGAGAUGUAAUUCAAACUCCCAAACUCUGAUACAGUAUGACCAACAUCGUGGACACAAUGUCAAUGACUAACGACAGUACCACAAUGGCCAAUGAUGCUGCAUCAAUUUACCUCAACUACAACACGACAGGAACAAACAUCCUCAACUGGACAACCAGCAGUAAUGUCAGUGGAAUCCCUUCUAACGAGACAGUUGUCAUGGUGGCAACCGCUGCCGACGCCCAAUGGGCAAAGGUGAUCUACACGUACUUAGGGCCGAGUAUUUGUGCCUUUGGUAUACUGUGUAACAUUCUAAACUUGAUUGUGUUGAUGCAACACCAGCUGAAAGAGUCGCCCUACACAUAUCUUACGGGACUUGCCUUCACUGACCUUGGUGCUCUGCUUCUCUCUUUCCUCUACAUGGUGUUCUCACACAAGAACCAAAGUGCAUACUUCUGGCGUUUUUUCGAAGCACACAUAUUCAUUCCAUUUGUGAAUAUUUGCACCAACUCUAGUGUGUGGAUCGUUGUACUACUCACUAUCGAGAGGUUUCUCUUUGUGCGCCAUCCACUGUGGGCAAAAGCUACAUGUGACCGCACCAGUGCUAAGGUAAAAAUUGUCUGCAUUAUACUUCUAAUUCUAGCACUAAACAUUCCGAGAUUCCUUGUGUUUAAAGUGAGCUACGAUUCUAAUGGAACGCCAUUCCUCAACUCCACAGUAUUCCGUAAAAGUGACACUUAUCAUGCCAUCAACUGGGUUUACGCACUUGUCAUCAAUUUCAUUCCACUGGUGAUCCUCAGCACUGCCAAUAUCUACCUGGUGGUGGCCGUCAAGAGAGCGAGCAUCCAGAGGGAGGUUCUACAGAUAAGGAACAAUAAGGAAGCCGCAUGGCAGCGCGAACAGAUGCGACUCACCAUCACUCUCAUAAGUAUAGUAUUUCUAUUUAUAAUUUGCAUUAUUCCAUCUGCCUUCGUAGACUUUCCGAUUGCGUAUGCACUCUUUGGCGAAGGCUACACACAGACAGAAUUUCGUCGUCUUGCAUCAUAUCGAAUUAGUGGCUACAUCAGCAAUCUACUUGUAUGGUGUAAUCUCUCAAUCAACUUCGUCCUUUACUGUGCAUUCAACAAUAAAUUUCGCCGUGUAAUGUGCUGGACCUUUCAAAAUUUUUUUCACUUUCGUCGCAAGGAUGGCUCUUUUUUAUUAUUAGUCAAUUUCAAAAACGGACAUUCCAUAACACGCAACAACAGCAGCCAAACCAACAGUAUGAGCAUGCAGACGAAGGUGUCAUCGCUCUCUCCGGAGGCCCUCAUCAGGGCAGAGAAGUUGGAUGGCAAGAAGACCUCUCUGACAGCCACUCUGUAUGAAAAGCCAGAGCCUCUGUCUGAUAAUGAAAAGGACAAUGAAAAAGAGUGAGUCACAUGCCAGUCAUGUGAUGGACAUGUGACACAUAUGAGUCUAAUGAAGGUUAUUUUAAUUGAGUGGGCCAGAACUGGACCAUAUCAGAUAUACUACUUCUGAGGAUAAGUAACAUUGUAGUGUAACUCGUUUGAAGAUGCUGUUAUGUAAUGAUGUGUAGAGACACAGAUCAAGUGCUAUAAGGAUUGUGUAAUGAUGUGUAGAGACACAGAUCAAGUGCUUUAAGGAUCUAUCCCAGUGAAAGCUUAAUUGGCAAGGACAUUUAAUGGUGGUGAUGUCAUUAUAAACUGUGUACAAGUUUAUCAGUUCAAAAAAACGUCUAUUGUGAACAUGCAGUGAUGAAUGAAGAACUGUAUGAUGAUGUCAUCAAUAUGUGUAAGUAAUGAGCUCUUGAAUAGAUGAUGUCAUCAGUGAGUGUAUACCAUGAUGAUUCAGGUGGAAUAUUAAUAACUGUAUUGUUGUGUUGAGUUGAGCCAUAAAAUUACAUCAUCAGCAUAAAUGUGUAGCAUGAUGAACUGCCCACAAUGAUGACUUGUAGACUAAUGAUGUCAUCAAUAACUGUGUACCCUGAUGAGCUUAAUGAAAUAUGAUAUGUCAUCAACAAAUGUGUAUCAUUAUGAAGUAUGAACUAUAUGAUGAUGUCAUCAAUAAUUGUGUACCAUAUUUACAUAUGAACAAUGAUGUUGUCAUCAAUAACUGUGUACCAUACUGAAAAGUGAACUAUGAUGAUGUCAUCAAUAAUUGUGUAUCAUAUAAUGAAAUGUGAACAAUGAUGAAGUCAUCUAUAAUUGUGUAUCAUACUGAAAUGUGAACUAAUUGAUGUCAUCAAUAAUUGUGUGUCAUAUUGAAAUGUGAACUAUGAUGUCAUCAAUAAUUGUGUGUCAUACUGAAAUGUGAGCUAUGAUGAUGUCAUCAAUAAUUGUGUACUGUGAUGAUGCAAACAUUUCUACCUGUAUUAUACAUGUGAAUGUGCCUCAGAAACAAAUUAAUACAAUAUAACCUACUGAUGUAUUAUCAUGUCAGCAAAUAGACUCUCACUUAUGUGCAUUUAUAAAACUUUCAAAUGCCUAUAAUCAGUAAUGUCAUAGAUUAUGUUAUUAUAAGUAAUUUUGUAAGAUUUAUGAUCUAAACUAUCAAAAUAUUUUAUUGUAAUUGAAGGAUCUUUUCUAUAGAAUAACGAUACAAAUAUGAAUUGAUUGCCCACUGAAUUAAGUAUUGGUUUAACCCAUUUUGUUGUAUAAUUAUAUAUCUGACAUAUGUACAUAAGAGUAUUUUUAUUGUCUAUAGAUAUUAUAUAUGUUCCCACAAUGUUUCAGAUCCUCAUUGUUGUUGUAGGUCAUUAGAGUAAAUAAAGCCCUUUUGUUGUUCCA
Molecule: messenger RNA, 3438 nt
Organism: Pecten maximus
Lineage: Eukaryota; Metazoa; Mollusca; Bivalvia; Pectinida; Pectinidae
Product: FMRFamide receptor-like
Exons: 2
Coding region: 710-2065 (451 amino acids)
Biological process (GO): G protein-coupled receptor signaling pathway
Cellular component (GO): membrane
Molecular function (GO): G protein-coupled receptor activity
Source: RefSeq, a predicted model, not a curated record